UCUUGUUACAUACAAAAAAACACAUCCAUGGCUUCUUUCUCUUCUCUCUCGAUCCUCCUCCUCCUUCCUCUCUCCUUUCUCCUAUUAUCACCGGCGGAGUCCCGCCCCGCCGCCGCCACCGGUCAACCCAAUUUCCGGGAGGCACUGGAGAUAAUAAUUGGUGGCGGCGGUCAUAACAAUCCCGACCCAAAUCCACCGGAAUACCCGCCGGAGUGCCCUCCACCGCCGCCACCGCCAUGUCCAUCACCGCCACCGGAGUUCGAAAACGAGCGGUUAAGAAAGGCGUUCUUUGUGAUACGAAGACUAAAGAGCAAAAUCAAGAGCGGGAGAUUGGACGUGGUGAGGACGUGGCAGGGGAACGACGUUUGCCAGUACGUAGGGUUUCGAUGUGACCCUUUGCUGGUGGAGAAAGAGAGGAGCAUUUCUGCGGUGAUGUUCAAUGGGUUCCGAUUUGGAGGACCGGAGCUGUUUCUUGAAGGAUUUAUGGAUGAAUUGGAUGAUAUUGCGGUAUUUCAUGCCAAUUCAAAUUUUUUUCGUGGCCCAAUUCCUAAGAAAAUUGAUCGUCAACGGUUCUUUUAUGAGAUGGAUCUAAGUAACAAUAAGCUUCCAGGGGGGUUUCCGACGAACGUGUUGGGAGCGUCGGAGCUAACAUUUCUAGACCUUCGAUACAACAACUACUGCGGCCCAAUUCCGGAGCAAAUUUUCGACAUGGACAUAAUCAGUGCCAUUUACAUCAACAACAACCAAUUCAGUUCAAAUCUUCCCGACAAUUUAGGCAAAACUCCGGCCAAGUACCUAACAUUUGCCCACAACCAAUUCUCUGGAUCCAUCCCCAAAAGCAUCGGGGACGCGAAGAAGACGAUGGAAGAAAUUGUGUUCUUCGAUAAUCAAUUGGAAGGUUGCUUGCCGUUCGAGAUCGGUUCAUUAGAAAACGCAGUGUUGUUUGACGCCGGAAAGAAUCGCCUCACGGGUCCCAUUCCGCUUUCGUUUGCUUGCUUGGCUAAGGCGGAGCUUCUCUACUUGGCUGAUAACCAAUUGUACGGUCCUGUGCCAGAAGAGAUCUGCAAGUUGCCUAAUCUUGGUAACUUCACCUUGAGGAAUAAUUUCUUUACUCAGGUGGGAGCAGAAUGCAAGAAACUAAUAAAGAAAAAGAUUCUAGAUGUUUCAAACAAUUGCAUUCCAGGACUCCCAAAGCAGAGAUCCAAAGAAGAAUGCUUACAAUUUGCAUACAGGCCCAAAUACUGCGGGAACGACAAGUCGUUCACUUACAUUCCUUGCAAAAACAAUCACUAUCUUCAUCCACACGUUUCUAAACCUACCGAUAACAUAAACUACGUGUCGCCAAAGAAAACUUAUGCUGCUCUCACUCCCCCCUCCUAAUAAUUCUUAAUUAAAUCUCAAAACUUUAUCAUUUUCAUUUUCAUUUCAUUAAUAAACUACCCCUUGCUUUAAUGUAUUGUAUAAGGCCAACUUUCACAAGUCCAAACAAAUAACCUAUACUGUUAUUAUUAUUAUUAUUAUUAUUAUAGGCCAAUUUGAUGCUCCAUGGUCGUUGUUUAUGCAUUUCCCCCCAUAUACAUAUUAUAUUUAGAUAUCAUUAUUAGGGUUGGUGUUUGUUUUUUUGUUUUUUAAUUUCCAACUCGAUUUUAGUUGACUUUUUAGAUAAUUGUUGACGUGUUAUACUUGUGAAUUAUUAUCCAAUAAAUUGUUCCCACAAUCAUUUUCAUCUA
This is a messenger RNA of Cucumis sativus (cucumber), 1730 nucleotides long. RefSeq lists its product as uncharacterized. The transcript has 3 exons. Bases 28 to 1380 code for a protein of 450 amino acids. Lineage: Eukaryota; Viridiplantae; Streptophyta; Magnoliopsida; Cucurbitales; Cucurbitaceae. The record is from RefSeq and is a predicted model, not a curated record.